CAGCGCUCCCGGCCGCGCAUGCGCACACGGAGCGGCCGCGACCUGCCCGGCGGAGCCCGCCGUGUCCCACCUGUGUCCCUCGGGCCGUGUCCCACGUGUGUCCCUCCGUCCUCGCCAUGUUCACCUGUGCAAAGUUCGUCUCCGCUCCUGCGCUUGUGAGGAGGAGCCCGUGGGUGCUGGGCCAGCCCCUGUCGGCGGCGCUGAGCCCCGAGACGCGGCCGGAGCAGACUGUCCCUCAGGUGCGGCCCGGAGCCCCCCGGGCCCUGCGGACCAGCGCUGCCCACCGGGACAUCGACACGGCCGCCAAGUUCAUCGGGGCCGGCGCGGCCACCGUGGGAGUGGCCGGCUCCGGGGCCGGCAUCGGGACCGUGUUCGGGAGCCUCAUCAUCGGCUACGCCAGGAACCCCUCGCUCAAGCAGCAGCUCUUCUCCUAUGCCAUCCUGGGCUUCGCCCUCUCCGAGGCCAUGGGGCUCUUCUGCCUCAUGGUGGCCUUCCUCAUCCUCUUCGCCAUGUGACGAGCGGGCGGUGACAGCGACGGAGCCGUGAGGUGACAGGGACAGAGCCCUGAGCGGGGACGGUGGCCCCGUGCCCGUCCGGGGUGCCAGGGGCAGGGAAUAAAGAUGGUUUGGUGACA
This is a messenger RNA of Hirundo rustica (Barn swallow), 634 nucleotides long. RefSeq names its product ATP synthase membrane subunit c locus 2 (gene ATP5MC2). NCBI's taxonomy places the organism in Eukaryota, Metazoa, Chordata, Aves, Passeriformes, Hirundinidae. Gene Ontology annotation, biological process: proton motive force-driven ATP synthesis; proton transmembrane transport. The coding region runs from base 117 to 515 and encodes 132 amino acids. Gene Ontology annotation, molecular function: proton transmembrane transporter activity. The record is from RefSeq and is a predicted model, not a curated record. The transcript is spliced from 5 exons.